AUGUCGUUUACAUUUGAGGGUGGGACUCCAAUUAGCUUCACCAAAGGCAAUACUCAUACAAAUAGUAGCACGCAAGCUAGAUCAGCAUCGCCCAAUGGUAAUGCAAUCAACGGACUGAUUGCUCUAGAAGGUAUUGUUAACCGACAAGUGCCGUUUGGCGUGCCAAAUGAUGAAAGUUUUCGAGCCAAAAGGAAAGCAAAAAAGCCCAUAAACAGUCGGUCGAAUGAACCAAACAAUACAAACCCGUUUUCAAAAAUUGGUAAUGGAACUUCACCACAAAAAAAUCCAAACCAAACAUCAGGGCAAGCUCAGUCUUUUUCAGCAGAUGAAAUUUCCGUAACUGGUCCACUUUUUCCCGAUCCACAAGCACUUGGGUUUCAACCAUUGAAGAAGAAUGUAACCCCCCGACCGAUUCCCAAGUACUUUUUAACCCAACCAAAGUGUCUUGAUACUCCGCCUUUUGUGCAGAAUGAGUGGGACAGACAAAACCAGAUUAAGAUGGAGCAAAUGGAGUCAGCGAACCAAGGGAAAGAUUACCAAGGGUUAUACGAGGACUUGCAAAAACUUCGAGAAAUUGAAAGGAAAGAGAUGGAGGAGUUAGGGCUUGUUGAUGCCGAAAAUACUGCAAAACAUUUGAACGAAGCAAUAGCUUUUCAAGGGUCAUGUCUUGACAUGUGUCCUGUAUUUGAGAGAGUACGAAGACAGUUGGAAAAUAAUGUCAACGUAUUGGAGAGGGACCCGCUGACUAAUAAGAUUACAAAGGAGAAAGCCGUUAAAGCGUUUUCAAGGCCGGCUGCUGGUCAACCACCACCAUUACCAUCGGAAGUUAGACCGCCACAUGUUUUGCAAACAACCUUGAAUUAUUUAAUUGAGAAUGUCGUGGAUAAGUUACCUGAAUCCCACUCAUUUUUGUGGGAUAGAACAAGAUCAAUUAGACAAGACUUUACAUAUCAGAACAGUUUCGGUCCUGAGGCUGUUGAUUGUAAUGAGAGAAUCGUUCGAAUUCAUUUAUUGUCACUUCACAUAAUGGCAGGCAGUGACGUGGAAUUCUCUCAACAACAGGAAUUGGAGCAAUUCAACAAGGCAUUGCAGACGUUGAUGGAAAUUUAUCAGGAUGUACGCAAUAAUGGUGGCAGCUCCCCUAACGAAGCGGAGUUUCGUGCAUAUCAUUUACUAAGUCAUAUUCGAGACCCAGAAUUGGAGAGACAAAUACAAAAUUCACCCGAUUACAUUUAUCAAGAUAGUCGAGUGCAAUUGGCAUUGAAUUUGCGGAAAAUUAUAUCUCAAAAUAAUAUUGUCGAACGCGGUGUGACCAAUCUCAUCGGUGCAUUGGACUUGUACGUGGAGUUUUUCAGAGUUGUUUACAGUGAGGAAACACCGUUGUUGAUGGCAUGUUUACUUGAAACACAUUUCAGUGAAAUUAGAUUUUACGCUUUGAAAGCAAUGUCGAGAAGUUUCCACACACGUGGAAAACCAUAUCAGUUAGAUACGCUUCGUAAUUUACUAGGCUUCGACCUGAGUGAACAAUCAAUGAAAUUUUUAAAAUAUUACGAGAUAGAUGUCAUCAUUGAAAAUGGAGAGACGUUGGUUGACUUGUUUAACAAAGACAAGCUUGAGAAGCUGUAUAAGCUCAACUCAUUUUACGAAAAGCCGAAAUAUCCACCAGUUUAUUCAUCUCAACUAGAUCGUAAACUCAAGGGAAAAAAUUUGAUUAGUAUCAUAAAUAGUGGGCUGCCGAAUGUCAGUUUUCACUUGAAGUCAAAAAAGGAUAUACUUACCUCAUCGAAGAGAUCCACCUCGGGUUCUAUUGCAACAAGCUUUAAGGCAAGCACAACCACAUUUCCUGCUAUUACCCCUGUUGCAGGAGCAUUCAAGCCGAAUGACAUAAAGUUUGUUCCGCCUCAAGUACUGCGCCCAUCGAAGCCACUUACGGAAAAUGCCACAUUCCUGCAACCACAAACUACACCAACCACAAGCGCUCCUUCCAACUCAGCUACAGCUCAGUCGCCGUUCCUUUUUGGGGUAGCGAACGAGGUAAGCAAUGUGAGAAAAACAAGGAAGCCUGAAACAGGAGAUACCGUAGAGAGUGUUAAAAAUGAUAAACCGAAAAUCGAUUUCUCCUUCAACAAACCCUUUACCUUACAGGGUACUUCACCGACACGUAUGGAAAGUAAAAGUAACCCAGCCAUUAAGCCAAGUCCAGUACCCUCGUUCGGAGAACAAACACUGCAAGUUAUGAGUGCCAAAUCUUUUGCUCCUCAAAAAGAGACGCCAGAGACUUCCAAUCAGUUGGUCAAUCAUCCAUUAUUUCAAAGAGCGGCAGACCAGAUUGCACAUGAACUUAUCAGUAAUAUGGUGGACUCUGAGUUUAGAGCAAUAUUGGAAAAUGUUCUCCAUAGACACAAUACUAAAGUCCAACGACUCAAAAUAAUUAUGACUUUAGAGGAGGAGUUGUUUUCCGCAUUCGUUGCCGAGAGUGCAUACCAAUGCACGUUGGAAACUGCAAGUCAGUAUAUGAGCAACCUUCUUGCUCAAAAACACGCCAUUCGUCGGUUGGCUUACAGGGCCAAGAAAUGCAUUCUUUCGUACAAAGAUAGAGAAGCGAAACGACGCGAACUUCAAUCGGUAACUUUCGGAAGCUCAUUAAAGAGAGAGUUUGGGAGUGGUACAACGACACCAACCUCUUCAAGAAAGAAGCAUCACACCAACGCUAAUACGAUGGAUUUUGUAAAGAAACAGGAAGAAAUGGGGCAAUUGUGGAAGACUCUCGACUUGAAGCAGUUUACUGAGUUGUGUUCCUCCGAAAUUUCCCUCAAAUUAAGUGAAGAAAAUUUGAAACUCAAGUGGUUGUUAGUUGUGGAAGAUUGGGAGAACGAAUAUUCUAGAUGGUUGAUUGCUAAAUUCGGGUUGAAACCAAACAUGGUAAAAAUGGUUUAUGAAAACAACGUGCGAAGUGACAAAGUUGAUUUAGAGAUUACUAGCCUUCCCUCGAAAGAUGGCAUCACCAAGAGCUUUUUACGUGAUUGUGGUUUCAUAUUAUUCGAGUGCGGUUUGUGCUUUGCAACAGAGGAAGGAAUUAGAGACAAGUUGAUCAAAGAUGCCAAGGUUUUGAAGCAGAUUAUUUCCGUGUGCGAGAAGUAUAGCUUCUACAAACCAAGUGUUCUCAUUUUAUUUUGGGAUGUGACACAAUCAGGAUUAUCUAGUGGAGAAGCUGUGAAACUUUUAAACUUGCAACAGUACACCUUUACAAACAGCUUAAAGAAUUUGAUUUUUUGUGACAUGGCUAAUGAACAUGAAAGUAUCAACCGUGUGCUUACCCUGUCGGUUACGAAAAUCGGAAUGGAUUUUGAUGGCGAACUCAGUUCCAAGGGAGUAAAACAUUACAUCAAAGUUAAACAACUGCGCAUGAUGAAACAAGGCGACGAAUUGGUGAAGAAGCGUCAGACAAGUCCCACAACCAAUGGCAGCAUCACUGAAAAGGAUAAAAGUUUGAUGUUGAAUGCAAAGAAGCUUGAAAGAUACAAUUACCUUAAUAGCUUUAAAAGUCUACACUCAACGUCGAAAUUGGCUGACACCCACGUAAGUGUUGGUGACGUUGCCAAUAAAUCGUUGGCAAAAAUAAUUGCCCGACGUGGAAGCAGGCACAAUUUGAGUCUAGUUAGUAGUAACUCGACGUUUUUAAACACUUCGAUAAUGACUAAUAAUUCUAUACUAGAAGGAUUCGGCAAGGGUGUGGUACAGGAAAGCACACCGAAUACAUCUUUCAAAAGAAAGGUUGUGAAUGAAACUAAAGAUUCUAUUGAUGCUGGUGAUGACAAACUUAGUAAGUUGAGAAAGUUGACUGCGAAUAUUCGAAAUAAAUAUCGCAAGUCGCAGGAUACAUGA
Messenger RNA from Lodderomyces parapsilosis, 3885 nucleotides. RefSeq names its product Sac3p (gene SAC3). The transcript has a single exon. Bases 1 to 3885 code for a protein of 1294 amino acids. Gene Ontology annotation, cellular component: cytoplasm; nucleus; transcription export complex 2. Gene Ontology annotation, biological process: mRNA export from nucleus. NCBI's taxonomy places the organism in Eukaryota, Fungi, Ascomycota, Pichiomycetes, Serinales, Debaryomycetaceae. The record is from RefSeq and is a predicted model, not a curated record.